Molecule: messenger RNA, 415 nt
Organism: Danio rerio (zebrafish)
Lineage: Eukaryota; Metazoa; Chordata; Actinopteri; Cypriniformes; Danionidae
Gene: cxcl8b.3
Product: chemokine (C-X-C motif) ligand 8b, duplicate 3
Biological process (GO): chemotaxis; defense response; immune response
Cellular component (GO): extracellular region
Molecular function (GO): chemokine activity
Source: RefSeq, marked predicted
AGCAUCUUCACCUCUUGUAUGCAUCAACCGCCUCCGCAAUAAUGAGGUGCUCAGUUUUCGUUUUUCUGGCAUGCAUGACACUGCUGUCCACAACAGAAGUGUUUGCUGCUCGACUGCCCAUCCAGCAGUUACGCUGUCAGUGUGUGAAGACGUAUAAGGGAAAACCAAUCAAUCCCAAACUAAUACAGAGUUUACAGACGAUUCCUGCUGGAGCGCGGUGCAAAAACAUGGAGGUCAUUGCCACUGUGAAAAAUGGGAAGACCUGCCUCAAUCCCAAGGAUGAAUGGGUGACAAAGAUCAUCGAAGGCAGGAGUGUCAAAGCGCCUACCAGAGGGCCAAUUAUUACCCUCCCUCCAAAUUCUACCUCUGUCCCUCAACUGACGUCAAAAAUGUAAUGAGAUUCGGCACAACAAAA